Messenger RNA from Sorghum bicolor (sorghum), 1302 nucleotides. RefSeq names its product probable plastid-lipid-associated protein 7, chloroplastic. The transcript is spliced from 6 exons. The coding region runs from base 179 to 970 and encodes 263 amino acids. Lineage: Eukaryota; Viridiplantae; Streptophyta; Magnoliopsida; Poales; Poaceae. The record is from RefSeq and is a predicted model, not a curated record.
CCCCGCCACAACGUUAUCCUCGUAGAUGUGGCCAGAGCUUUUGCAGCCAAGAGCAGGUCCGGCCACCUCCCACCCCACGUAUUAACAAACAAAACGAGGCUCCCGAAGCAGAAGCAGCAUGGAGCUGAGGCCGCCCUGCGACCGCCGUGAGCACGCUCUCUAGCCAGCCGGGCCGGCCAUGGCGGCCACCGUUCUCUUCCCACCGGCUGCGCAGUGCCGCCACCGCGCUACCGCGACGACGAGCGGGCGGGGCGGCGGCGCCCUUCCCUCGCAUUGCGCACUACUACUGCUCCCCCCUCGGCACCGGCGCCGGCGCCGGGGAUCGGUGAGGGCCGUGCCGCCUGAGCAGAGCAGCUUGCCAGCGGCGGCGGCUGUGUACGGGAGUGCUGGCGACGUCAAGGCGGCGCUGUACGGAGCGCUGGAAGGCGCCAACCGAGGGAUAUUCGGGAUGACGUCCGCCAAGCGCUCGGAGAUCCAUGCCCUGGUGGAGCUGCUCGAGUCCAGCAACCCCACGCCGGAGCCCACCGCCAAGCUCCAGGACAAGGUGGAUGGAUGCUGGAAGCUCAUCUACAGCACGAUCUCAAUACUGGGGAAGAAGAGAACCAAGCUAGGACUGCGAGAUUUCAUCAGCCUAGGGGACUUCCUCCAGAUAAUUGACGUCAAAGAGGAAAAGGCGGUGAAUGUGAUAGAGUUCAGCGCGAGAGCAUUGAAGAUACUGUCGGGGAAGCUCACCAUCGAAGCUUCGUACAGUGUUACUAGCCAAACAAGAGUGGAUAUCAAGCUUCAGAGUUCAACUAUCACCCCUGAGCAGCUGAUGAAUAUAUUUCAGAAGAACUACGACAUGCUCCUGGACAUAUUCAAUCCAGAGGGCUGGCUGGAGAUAACAUAUGUUGAUGAAUCUUUACGGAUUGGAAGAGAUGACAAAGAGAACAUAUUCGUGCUAGAGAGAGCAGACCCAUCAGAAGUUUGACAAACUUGGUGAUGCAGUUUAUGGGCACAGCUGCACAGGCGGUUCAUAAUUUUGCGACAGGCGGAAAAGAUAGCACUCUUGGUUAUUGACAGUUCGAUGCAGACAUUCUACUCAAAGUAAAAAACUUUUCUUCCUCAAAUGAAGUAGCUAUAUAUACACACAGACACAUGCCUUUUUUUUUUUUUUUUCUUUUUGAGUUUUAAAGAGCAUAGAAGAGCAGCAUAUGCGUUCUCUAAAAAGGAUUAUGCAAUGGGAAAUUGAUCAAACAGCAAACAGCUGUUGUGUUUGGAUAUUAUAAGUAUAUGCCAUUGCUCAACAAUUCGUCCUUGUAA